Molecule: messenger RNA, 459 nt
Organism: Laccaria bicolor S238N-H82
Lineage: Eukaryota; Fungi; Basidiomycota; Agaricomycetes; Agaricales; Hydnangiaceae
Exons: 3
Coding region: 1-459 (152 amino acids)
Source: RefSeq, a predicted model, not a curated record
AUGGCCCUUGCGCAGAACCACAUCCACUUUUUGGGUGUUCCUGGGAUUCCAGCUGGUGAAGCCAAGAUCUUUGUCAUACAACGUGUGUUGCGUCGCUGCCCUACUACCUUUCUUUUUCGUCGUCGAACACCUCUGAUAAAAAAACAAACAGAUGCGUUCAUGCAACCGGAUCCUCAAAUGUACACCGGAUCUAGGUUCCCAACGAUGCAUGACCGUACGGCGAGCUUCUUCAAAGAGACAGACGUACAAACGAAAUUCGCAUUCAUCCCAGACGACGGCUCGGCUACCUACAUCAUCGACGUCCACACCAACACAACACAAACCUUCACGGGCCCAACGAUCAAAGACUCCUCAGCGACAUACGCUGCAUCCACAUCCGCGCUCGUUCAGCUCUCCUCCUCGGGCGUGAUCAGCUGGAUGGGGUACGACGCGGCCUCGAUACGGCAUGGGCGACGGUGA